Molecule: messenger RNA, 3978 nt
Organism: Gaeumannomyces tritici R3-111a-1
Lineage: Eukaryota; Fungi; Ascomycota; Sordariomycetes; Magnaporthales; Magnaporthaceae
Product: F-box protein pof6
Exons: 2
Coding region: 367-3258 (963 amino acids)
Biological process (GO): Golgi to plasma membrane transport; exocytosis
Cellular component (GO): exocyst; cytoplasm
Molecular function (GO): protein binding
Source: RefSeq, a predicted model, not a curated record
CAACUGCCAGCGGGCAUGGUCGAGGAACGACGUCUGCCGCAGCGUGCGUCCAGCCCAACAAUGCUUUCCCCGCGAGGGCCAUUCGACGACGAACCCAAGCGAAGGGAACCCGAGUUUUACGACACAUAUCGGCACCGAGAGACCAGCCCCGCCUAGACCUCUACGUCAUGGGGGAGCUGGCCGCAGCAAGCCGCUUUUCAGAGUGAUUUGCGAGUGGCCACGACCGGGGUUGUUUGGACAUACAAGCGGUCGGAUCGACGACACCCUCGCGCCCGACUCCGGUACCUGUCCGAGCCCGAACUUGGCUUUCGUGGGGUAUCGACUGGUGUAUCUCCAUCUCGGCAAUCGCAAAAACCAGCCGCCAACAUGUCGCAGUUCAGGCGGGCCCCUCAGGGCAACAGCAUCCUGGGGACCCUGCAGGCAACGGACAUGUGGGAUACCAAGACCACCCUUCCAGCAGAGAUCCUCGUUUCGGUCCUCGACUACCUGCCCGUCCCCGACCUGAUGCGCUUCGCACGUGUCUCCCGCCGCAUGCAUGAGAUGGUCUAUGACGACACGAGAUGGGUGGCACGGCUCAAGAGCUUGGGCGUCUGGGACGAGGCCGAGGCGCGCCGCAGGUUCGACGAGGCCGUCAAGAGGAGGCGCGAGGCCGCCGAGCGGGCCAACAAUGCAGGCGGGCAGCGCGGGUCGGCCGUGGGUGGGGCGCCCGGGCAGAGAGGAGCGCCGACGAGCUUCACCAUAUUCGACGCCUCGGUCGAAGAACAGCGGCAGAGCAACAGGCAGGUCGCUGACCUGAGCCAGGGCUUCCAGACCAUGUCCCUGGGCGGCAUGCAGGCCCUUGUCCCCCAGCAGUCGGGACAGGCCCAGCAGCCCCAGCAGCAGCCGCAGGGUGGAGGUGGUGAUCCGAUGCAGGACCCCAACGCCCUACUGGAUGUGCUCAAGAACGUGGUUAGUACCCGCGGCCGGGCACGACAGGAAUUUGGCAAGAUCUACGGCGCCUUGGGUCCCUUCUACUACGACCUGGUGCGGGCGCGGAGCCACACGGACCCCGUGCUGUUCCAGGUCUUCCGCGAUCCGGAGCGGCAGGCUCGCAUGCUUGCCAACUUGGUGGUUUUUGCGCGCUGCGACUGGGCCGAGGGCUGUCGACAGCGCGGCGAGCGCCUGCUGACCAUGGUCGGCAUCUUCGAGACGGCGGUGCUGCGCGAGUUCGAGCAGGGGUACGAGUUUUGGGAUGUCGAGGGCCGCAUGCACCGCUACGCCCACGUGCUCGAUGACCUUAACGGUGCCACCGCCGCUGUCGAACUCUUCAUUGCCAAGCACCCCGUAUUUUCUGAAUCCGGGCACACGUUCAUGGCUGACCCGAUGGCGUGUCUGGACCAGGCGGGCGGGGCAUCCGAGGACAUCACCUUAGAGCCGUCGAGGCUGUUCUUUGGUAACCUAGCCGCCAAGAUCAACGAACAAGGGGUUGUUAUCGGCAAGAUCUUUCCACGGCCGAACCAGGUCUUCUGGACCUUCGUGGACAAGAUCAAGGAAGACAUUAUUACCGAAUAUUGCACGCCACUAUUUGACGAGGCACACGAACGCAACCUGUCGGCAUAUCUCCAGGCAGUCUCUGGCGUCUUUGAACAGGCUUACCUGUUUCUCAGGACCCUCCAGGUACCAAACGGCACGCCCGAGGAGACGGAAGAAAAAGCCAAAGAGAUUGCCCUUAGGACGUUCGAGCCCCAUCUAGAUUUAUACCUCCAGGAGGAACUCGACUUCUUUAUAAAACACGCAGACAACGAAGUGGGAAUCUGGGAGACGAGACUGUCAGAGCGGGAUGCGACUGCCGAGUCGUUUUACAUGGGAAAUUUCAACCGGCAGGCCGACAAGAAGGACUUUUUGAGUUCCUUCAAGAAGGUUGUCAUGAUGCCCGUCACAGUCUUGCCCAGUCUCCCCGGCCAGCUGCUCACAGGCCCAUUUGGGAGCAGUAGCAAGUCGAGCGCGAAUACACCAGGGGUCACUGGCGCGGCCAACGGCAACGCCCUCCAGCCUCCGUCGUCGCCCCAUCCUUCACAGCCUCAAAGCCCUGGUCUCGGGGCGGCGUUUGAGCGCACUGCAAGCCCACUGCCUGAAAAGGCACCGACAGACGAGCUUGCGGCAAAGGCGGCUCUGGUGGCAUCGCGGCUCGAGGGCAUCAAAUCCCUCUUCAGCAUCGAGGUGGCGCUGAAUCUUGUGCACGCGGCCAAGACAAGCCUAGGACGCGCAGCAGUAUUCAUACCGCUGGGUGGGCAGGCCGGCGGCGAGGCGCGCGAGCAGUGCGAGGCCAUUUUCGUGGCGCUGUUGCGUAUUCUGGGCGGGCGUCACAUCAAGCCCGGCUUCGACCGCGCCGUCCAGCAUCUGUCGCACUACAACCCACGCGACGUGACGGAUCACUCCAAGAGCGGCGUGGCUCCUCUGGUCAUGUUCAUCGAGCUGGUGAACCUGGGCGACCUCAUAUCGCAGAUGAUCGACGUCUUUUACGAGCAGCAGCUAGCGGGGCCCAAGAUCGCGGACCGCAACGACUUUUUGGACGCGUCGGGACUGGCCAAGAAGAAGUUUGAGCAGAUGCUGGACGAGAGCGUCGCCGCUGGUCUUAACAAGGGCAUCGACGUGCUCAUGGACGAGGUCGAGUACAUCUGCGCUACGACGCAGCUGCCCACAGACUACAACCCGCUCGCCGCGGGGGCGCCCGGGUCCGAGAAGGACGUGGCGGCGGCGACGGCGGCGGUAUCUACUGGCGGCGGCGGCGGCGGCGGCGCGGCAGACACGGACAUGGGGCCGACGCAGACGGCGGUGCGGGUGGUGGACCUCGUGUCGAGCCACACGCGCAUGCUGGUGGGCACGACGGAGAAGUCGAUGCUGGACGUUUUCAACGGCGAGGUGGGCCUGCGCCUGUUCGCGGCCGUGUGCAAGCACCUCAAGCGCCAGCGCGUGUCGACCGACGGCGCCAUCAAGGUGAUAUCCGACAUGAACCUCUACUUCGACUACGUCCGCCGCGAGCUGCGCAACCCGGACCUGCUCCCCUACUUCAGGGCCCUGCGCGAGCUGUCGCAGCUGUACCUGAUCGACCCGCGCCACUCAAAGGAGAUGGCCACCAUCAUCGCCGACAGCGACCGUUUCGGCGGCGUCUUCCGCGCCGAGGAGGUCUACCAGUACGCCGAGCGCCGCGCAGACUGGUACCAGGUCAAGAGGCACGUCGAGAAAGCCAUGUACGGGCUCGACUGCAGCCUGAUGUGACAUGGGGUUGGAUAUCAUAUAGCCUGUCGUUUUUUUUCUUUCUGUUAUUUACUCCUCGUUCUUGGUAUAAUUGUACCUUGAUGGGCGAGCGAUCAGCAUCAAUGCCGCAACAUGUUUUCAUUAGAUACAUAUGUGCUGCUUACCUAGGUAGUUAACUUUCAAGGGCGGGAACUGGUCAGCGCUGGGUAUCAGAUCAUCUUGUUUGUCAAGGACUCGUUUGACGGGUUAAGUAGCAUCUGCAAAGAAAUUCAGCAUCGAUGAGAAUUUGGACUUAUACCCGGUCGAGCAUGGGCAGGAAGACCAGCGUGGCUCCGGCUUUGACGUCACCAAGGCCGACUUCAGGUUUCAGUCCAAUAAUCCCGCCGUUGAUGCGGUGGCUUUGGCCAAAGUACAUUCGAUCGAGAACGCCCGAGAACUUCCCUCUAGACGACGCCGCGAAAUAGGAAAGCUUGGGUGGAGGAUGUCACGGCCAUGGUCAAAGAAGAGAACACCGUCAAUUGGCGCUACAAACGAAGAUUCUAAUCUUGCGGGAAAAGGAAUGAAAGAGGGAUUCCGGUGUUCGGCGCGCGUGCGCCUUGAUCAUGGUCCCUGGUAGGUCCUCGUCUAUGGUCGUCACAGAGGGGUCCGAUGACUAGAAAACGGCCCCGAGAGCCGUACAAUGAUACUACUCGAUACCUGAGGGACUGGUUGCCGUUCGUGCCCCCGCGAAGCGAAUAGGCC